AACAAUGCCAAAAAAGUGUUUGGUACUUGGUAGUGUUUUUGCAUAAGCAUUUCUGUAAUUUUCUGCAGAAAGAAUGGAACCUCGUUGCCAGUUCAGAAUUUUUUUUUGGCCUGCUGCAAUCUGGCUGCUCUUGAGCCCACAGAGCUGUACAGCCCGGUCCUCCCUCCGCAAUUCCACAUCCCUGGCUCGAGACAGAUACGAAUCGUACGAUGGUGGAGACCAAUCCCGCCGCGCCUAUUCCGGCUGGCAGCGGGAAGAGCAGCCGCUGACCUUGACCUGCCCGGCGCCGCCCAUCAUCCCCGCCUGCCCCAAUCCGCCGUCCCCGCCGGCCUGCCCGGAAGUGACCUGUUCUUCCGUCAGCUGUCCGCCCUGUCCGCCGGCGGGCAACUGUCCCGCUGCGCCGGCUUGCCCCGAAGCACCCCCGUCACCUGUCAAGCCCCGCCUGCCUGUCCGACCCCGCCUGCCUGUCCGACCCCGCCUGCCUGUCCGACCCCGCCGGCCUGUCCGACCCCGCCGGCCUGUCCAACACCGCCGGCUUGUCCAGCCCCGCCUGCCUGUCCGACCCCGCCUGCGUGUCCGACGAUUCCGGCCUGCCCGGCCUGCCCGCCCUGCCCCGUCACCCUUCCCGGCGGCGGCAGCUGCACAGCGGGCGGCUGCGCAGUGCCCUUCGUGUCCACCGCCACCAUGUGCAGAACGACGGGCAGCCUGUACGUGGGCGCACGCAACAGCUUCUACUUCAGAACGCUCGGCCUGCCUGGCAAGUUCACGUCCAGUUCCGAUAUCUGCCACCUGCAGUUUGUCAGCGACCCGGGAACGCGUAUUAAGUUUACUACCAAAUUCUUCUACAUCAGACAGGGUAGUACCGCCUUGGUCUGCGAUUUCGACUACGUGGCGAUCAACAGUGUUAAAUACUGCAACCCGCCGACCACCAGUGCCAACAACAUCAAUGCGCCCGCUACCAUCACGACAAGCGGCAAUGUUGCGAAUGUGGACUUUGCCCAUCUCUACGAAAUGAAUUACCCCACUUACGCCGGGUUCCUCUUCAUCGUCACCCAGUGUACAGGGAUCGGAUGUUAGCAGAUCUUAAUAGUGUUGCUUUAAUGCGAGGUAACGCUGCUUGUAUUCAGGAAUCGGUUUGUAUCGGUAAGA
Molecule: messenger RNA, 1149 nt
Organism: Paramacrobiotus metropolitanus
Lineage: Eukaryota; Metazoa; Tardigrada; Eutardigrada; Parachela; Macrobiotidae
Exons: 8
Coding region: 74-1015 (313 amino acids)
Source: RefSeq, a predicted model, not a curated record